Mercenaria mercenaria is the source of this 2337-nucleotide messenger RNA. RefSeq lists its product as uncharacterized. Bases 327 to 1073 code for a protein of 248 amino acids. The record is from RefSeq and is a predicted model, not a curated record. The transcript has 6 exons. NCBI's taxonomy places the organism in Eukaryota, Metazoa, Mollusca, Bivalvia, Venerida, Veneridae.
UGCAAAAGGAAGAGAAAUAUAUUUCAAACAUUUUACAAAAAAACCUGACAUAUUUUAUACAGUAAAAUAUACGAGCUUAUCUUAACUUAUUCACUUUUAAGUUUUGUCUAUGUAUUUGCACGAGGUGAAUUGUCAAAAUGGAUAAAUUAAAGAAUAAUAAUUUAAAAAAAUAUAUUGUUGAUGAAUAAAAGAUAUUUCAAACAAAUGAAUAAAAUCAGUUUAAAACAAAUAAUAACUGCGUAAAUGUUGAAGGAAAUUAAUCACGUAUCUGGAUUGGAAUAUAUCAGUGUUUUCAGAAAUAGAUAAACAAAAUAAAACGUAAAAAAAUGGCAACUUCAAAUAAUCCUGACGGACAAGUAGCAGAAAAGAUUUCCGAAACUUCUGCUUUCGCAGAAAAAACAAAGUCCAAAUUGGAAGAAAUGUUUGGGCGGCUGUAUUUACACGGACAACUUGGAGAUAUGGAUGCAACUGAAAGACAAGAACUGAUGGGCCUACGUGAAAAGCUUGAAGACCUGAAGAACACUAUCGACCACUUCCAAAAGGAUUCGUCCGAGGUUUGUGGAAUUGAUUCGAGCGUUUCGAAACAAAGGUCUGAAGUCGAAAGACGUGACGUCAAAGGAAGGUUAUGUGUUGACCGGGACCCGGAAAGUGGUUAUAAAUCAAAAGAGUUGUCCAAAGCCUACAGUACACCGUCACAGUCUUUUGAUAGACUUGCUGGAGCUGACAAGAACGAUACUAAUGUCACUUCCGAUGAAGAAACAGAAUUGUAUAACCCAUCAGUCCCACUGAUAUCUAGCUCGGAUACAAACGAAUGUCAAACAGAGAGGAAGGAGGUUACCUCCUUUUUCCUUGAGACCCCAGAGGCCUCUACUACUUCAUUAUGUAAAAUGGAUGAUGAACCUGAUCAGCAACCAACCAACAUCUCAAAACUAAAUGCUGAACAAGAAUCCGCCACCAAUCCUUCGGAUGUACAGUUUGUACCAGACGUAUUGAACGACCUUUCAAAACCGCCGUCAGAGGAGAACAACCUGGCAUAUCCUACUGAGCCCAGUCCAACCACCAACCACCAUUAGGACGGACUGGGAAAUAAAAGCUGCAAACUUCCGAUCUGUACACUUGUGAAUACGGAUUUGUAAAGAAAAGAAUAAAUUGACAACAAUCGGCGCAAAGGGAAUUAAAUUGAGAUUCUAGAGACUUGCUACUUCUUUUGAUGGAUAAAAUUUAAAAAAAUCUCUUAAUCAGAGAGAAAGAGAGAGAGAGAGAGAGGGAGAGGGAGAGGGAGAGGGAGAGAGAGAGAGAGAGAGAAAGAGGUUUUUCCUCACCGCAAAGUUUGUAUUAUUGUGACAGGAGUAUUUCACGGUUGUAAAUAUGUUUCAGAAGCAUCAAUGUUUAAGUAUCGUUAUGUACAAGUUCUUUUCGUAGCUUUAAAAACGCAGAGGUAUGAAAACUUUAAAAUUUCUCAUUCUCUGUACAAUUCUUUGUAGGUAGUUUUGGUUACAUGAUGUAAUAUGACUUUGAUGUCAGUCCUUUAAAAAACGUUAACCUGAGUGUCACACAAUUCUGUGACAAUAGUAUGCCCUUAAUGCUUUUUGUAAAUGUAUAUUUAUUUGUAUAUAUAAUAAGACCAUAUGGAAUGUUAUGUUUUGCUUUUUUUUAACAAUACCGUUGCUAUUUAAUGUUUAUCAUUUAUAUGCUCACUAAAAUAAAUUGAUCUUUCGAACAAAAAACAAGUAUGGAAUUUUCGCUGAAAGACUUCAAUCAAUAGAGAUUGAGUGAUAUCAAUCGAGCUCGUUAUUAUCACCACACGGCGUGUUUAUUGUCUAAUAACUCGUAUAAGGAAAUUUUGAUUUCACUAUUUUCUCAUUCUCUGUAUGUUUACAUUUCAAACAAAUAUGCAGCUGUACAAUUAAUAGUUCCGUGGAAAAGGAAAGACUAUGUGAUGGCACUGGCUUAAUUAUUAAGGAUAAAACUUCUUUUUUUUUCUAACAAAUGCAUUUAUUUAUGUAUUGUAAAUCGUUGCUUUUCAACUAUAUUUUCUAUCUCAAUUAAACACUAUGAUAAGGGCACAAUACUAAAAUAUAACACGGACGUUUAAUAAAAGCAAACAGACACUUUCAUUCUACUGACAUAUGAUUUUAUAUUAGUACCUGAUAAUGAAGAAUGAAAACAACAAAUAAAUAAAUAAAAGCAAACAAAAAAGUCCCUACAACUUUUAUCUUUCUUUUGAAGAAUUCAAUAUUUUUGUCUUUAUCGGACCAACGGGAAGCUCGAUUUUUUAUUUAGCCUUAUUUGCUCAAAUAGGUUAAACAGCAAAAAAAAAAAAAAAACAAAGAAAAA